GGUGCACUGGGAGGGACAUGUGCCUUUUACAGCCCGGGAUAAAGUCCUCCAGUGAUUUGAGCCCAGGCAGCAUGUGCUGACUGCAGCUGCUACUCUGCUGGAUCAGCCUUGCCCAAGUGCCAGCCUCUCCAGGGUCCCGGCCCCUCCAUGGUCCCAGCCCUGCCAUCUUCUCACCAUCCCACAGGCAUGCAGAGAGUCUGGCUGCUGCUGCUGCUGGGCCUGAGGCUACGGCUCUCCCUCAGCAUCAUCCCAGUUGAGGAAGAGGACCCAGCCUUCUGGAACCGCCAGGCAGCCCAGACCCUGGACACCGCCAAGAAGCUGCAGCCCACCCAGACGGCCGCCAAAAACCUCAUUCUCUUCUUGGGGGACGGUAUGGGGGUGUCCACGGUGACAGCCGCUCGGAUCCUAAAGGGGCAGAAGAAUGGCAAGCUGGGACCAGAGACCCCCCUGGCCAUGGACCAAUUCCCAUACUUGGCUCUGUCCAAAACGUACAACGUGGACAGAAACGUGCCAGACAGUGCAGGCACGGCCACGGCCUACCUGUGCGGGGUCAAGGCCAACUACCAGACAAUUGGUGUGAGUGCGGCAGCCCGCCUUAACCAGUGCAACACAACUCGUCGCAAUGAGGUCACCUCCGUGAUGAACCGGGCGAAGAAAGCAGGGAUGUCAGUGGGGGUGGUGACGACAAUGAGGGUGCAGCAUGCCUCGCCAGCCGGCACCUACGCACACACGGUGAACCGCAACUGGUACUCCGACGCCGACAUGCCUGCCCAGGCUCUGAAGGAGGGCUGCCAGGACAUCGCCGCACAGCUCGUCUCCAACAUGGACAUUGACGUGAUCCUUGGUGGAGGCCGCAAGUACAUGUUUCCCAAGGGAACCCCAGACCCUGAGUACCCAGAUGAUGCCGCACAGAAUGGAAUCAGGAUUGACAAUCGGAACCUGGUGCAAGAGUGGCAAGCCAAGCACCAGAGUGGCCGGUAUGUGUGGAACCGAACGCAGCUCAUUCAGGCGUCAGAGGACCCCUCUGUAACACACCUCAUGGGCCUCUUUGAGCCAAAAGACAUGAAGUUUGAGGCAUACCGAGACCCCACGCAGGACCCAUCCCUGACGGAGAUGACAGAGGCGGCCUUGCGCCUGCUGAGCAGGAACCCCCGUGGCUUCUACCUCUUCGUGGAGGGCGGCCUCAUCGACCAAGGUCAUCAUAGAAGCAGAGCUUACCUGGCUCUGACCGAGGCUGUCAGUUUCGACGAUGCCAUUGACAGGGCCAGCCAGCUCACAAACGAGAAGGACACGCUGACCCUUGUCACCGCUGACCACUCUCACGUCUUCACUUUCGGUGGCUACACACUACGUGGGAGCUCCAUUUUCGGCCUGGCUCCAGAGGUGGCCGGAGAUGGCAAGGCCUACACCUCCCUCCUUUAUGCCAAUGGCCCAGGCUUCGCCAUCAGCAAUGGCUCGCGGCCCGAUGUCAACGACAGUCAGAGCAGUGACCCCGAGUACAGUCAGCAGACAGCCGUGCCCCUGUCGUCCGAGACCCACGGCGGAGAGGAUGUGGCGGUGUUCGCGCGUGGCCCGCAGGCGCACCUGGUGCACGGCGUGCAGGAGCAGAGCUUCGUAGCGCACGUCAUGGCCUUUGCCGCCUGCCUGGAGCCCUACACUUCUUGUGGCCUGGCGCCCCCCGGCGCCACCCCCGCAUCCCCCACUGCUGGCCCCACUACCCGCCCCACCGACGCCGCGCACCCCGGGCCGGCCGCAGGCGCGUCCCUGACUCUGCUGGCCGGAGCCCUGCUGCUGCUGCUUGGGGCUAACGUGCCCUGAGGGCCCCCAGCCCCCGCCUCCACAGGGUCCCCACCCCUACUGAGCCCCACACCAU
Molecule: messenger RNA, 1873 nt
Organism: Rhinolophus ferrumequinum (greater horseshoe bat)
Lineage: Eukaryota; Metazoa; Chordata; Mammalia; Chiroptera; Rhinolophidae
Gene: ALPI
Product: alkaline phosphatase, intestinal
Exons: 11
Coding region: 148-1818 (556 amino acids)
Biological process (GO): dephosphorylation
Cellular component (GO): plasma membrane
Molecular function (GO): alkaline phosphatase activity
Source: RefSeq, a predicted model, not a curated record